AUGUCUGACUCGUUCGCUAUCCAAGGAUACAAUCUGUCGAAGCUCUUGAAAAGGUUAGAAGACGCGACUGCUCGUCUGGAAGAUGUGACCUUCUUCCAAGAAGGGUAUGUCCAGACUAAAAUCGAUGCUGCUCUUUCUGAAGGUGCUCAAAGUGAGGAUAAAAAGGUGCCACAACAACCGGACGCAGAGGAGGUGUCAACAACCGCAGAACCAGCCGGAAGUGCGGUGGGCACGAGUGAACCCGGACAAAAAAUUGCAGAAGAGUCUGAACCGAGCAGUAUAUCGGCCUUCCGCGAGUUUUUUGUAACAUAUGUGGAACCUUUGGUUGCCACCUCUGCAAAGAUAGACCCUGUGGUUCAAAGCGCUACGGAGUAUUUUUUGAAGGCGUUCGAGGCGCAGAAGACAUUUCUCAAAGUGGUCGCAGCCUCUAAAAAGCCUGACUUUGGAUCUGACGACUUUGCGUUGUCCCUGCAGCCCUUAAACAAGCAAAUCUUGGCAAUUGGAGACCUCAAGGACGAAAACCGCCAAAGCAAAUAUUUUGCGCAUCUUAAUGCGGUUGCCGAAGGAGUUCCGCUACUAAGUUGGAUUGGUGUCGAAACUCCAACCUCUAUGAUAAGCGACUUCAAAGAUGCAGCACAGUUCUGGACCAACAGAGUGCUCAAAGAUUUCAAAGAAUCUGACCCAGCGAGCCAGGAAUGGGUGAAACAGUUUUUGGGCGUUUUUGAUGGAUUGCGCGACUACGUCAAACAAUAUCAUACCACUGGACCCUCGUGGAACGAUGCAGAGGGACUAGAGUUUUCUGAUGCUCUCAAGAAGCUUGGUAAUGAGGAAGUUCCCGAGGCAAGUAGUCCUUCUGGAACGAUCUCUGGUCCUGCUCCGCCCCCACCCCCUCCACCGGCUCCACCUGCAUCUGUAUUUGAGGCAAGUGAACCCCCUGCUUCGAAAUCUGGUAUUGAUGCAGUAUUUAACGAGCUCAACCAAGGAGAAGCUAUAACGAAAUCUUUGAAAAAGGUGGAUAAGACUCAGCAAACACACAAGAAUCCAGCCUUACGUGAAUCAGUUGCCAUACCAUCAGCCAAAACACCACCACCAAAACCAAAGAAGCCAACUACGUUAAAGACUAAGAAACCAGCCAGGAAGGAAUUGAUCGGAAAUAAAUGGUUCAUCGAAGGAUUUGAGCAAGAAGAAACACCAAUUGUGGUGGACGUUGCCAAAGACGAAUCUGUUUACAUUGGAAAUUGCUCUAAUGUCUUCAUUCAAUUGAAAGGUAAAGUCAAUGCGAUCUCCGUGAGCGAAACUGAACGUUGCAAUAUCGUCCUGGAUAGUAGCAUCUCAGGUUUGGACAUUAUCAAAUCAGUCAAAUUCGCAAUACAAGUGGAACAUUCUCUUCCCCAAAUUAGCAUUGAUAAGAGUGAUGACGGGAUUAUUUAUCUAAGCAAGGAAUCUUUGAACGCAGAAAUUUUCACGUCAUGCUCUACUUCGCUCAACGUCAACCUGCCUAUCGGUGAAGAAGGAGAUUUUGUAGAAUUCCCGGUACCUGAGCAACUCAAGCACAGCUUUGCGGACGGCAAGUUGAAAACUUCUGUAUACGAGCACGCCGGUUGA
Messenger RNA from Lachancea dasiensis, 1605 nucleotides. The record is from the annotation of a GenBank genome assembly. NCBI's taxonomy places the organism in Eukaryota, Fungi, Ascomycota, Saccharomycetes, Saccharomycetales, Saccharomycetaceae.